AUGUCGAAAAACAAACGAACCCCGCCCUGGAAGCCAGAAGCUAACGACAUUAUCAUUCCAUUAAUGGGCCCAACCGGUGCAGGAAAAAGCACAUUCAUCAACUUGAUCGCAGGCAAGGAAGUAACAACCGUCGGUCACGACCUCAAGUCAUGCACGACCCAUCUCCUCCCAGUCGUCAUCGACUCUUUACCAAGCGAUUUCCUGAAGGGCAGAAGAUUAGUUCUCGUGGACACCCCUGGAUUUGGCGAUACUUACGUCGAUGAUGCUGAUGUCUUGCGCAGCAUCGGUUCCUGGCUUGAAACUAUGUACGAGUCACAGCAUUCGAAGCUGGCUGGUAUUGUUUACCUUCAUGACAUCUCAUUGGCACGCAUGCUGGGAUCAACUCUGAAAAACCUUGACGUCUUUCAGAAAUUGUGCGGAAAAGGCGCUCUGAAGCGUGUGGUUCUCUGCACGACAAAGUGGUCGGAUAUCUACCCGGAGGAAGGAGCGAUGCGGACUAAGCAGCUCGAAGAUAAUUACUGGAAGGAGAUGAUUGAGGGCGGAUCGACCGUUCAUAAAUUCGAGGAUUCUCAGCAAUCUGCCUGGGAUGUGAUUACGUCGAUCAUGGAGGAAGAUCGACAUGAAAAAAUGGAUGCUCUUCAAAUACAAGAGGAGCUGGUAGAACUCCACAAACUUAUUCCUAACACCGCGGCGGGUCAACAGCUGCGGUAUAGUCUCGACCAGUUGUUAAAAAGCUUAAAACAAGCUUCUAGCAAGGAUCCCUCUCGGCGCAAGGAACUUGAUGCUCAAAUCGCUGCCAUCCGCGAUCAAUUGAGGGUGAUGAGUGUCCCUGUUACCCAACGCAUCUGGGGAUUGCUCAAAUUUCAAGUCGACAAGAUUCUCGACAAAUCCAUGCUCUUGAAUGCCACUACGCCGGCACCCUCUACCGGUAACAAGCUCCUUGGCCCCGCCGUGGGCGCAAGACUAGAAGCAGAUGUCAAGAAGCUGAUCAUAUUACUUGGCGAAACGGAGACAUGCGAGAGACUGCUCAAGCUCUCUGCUGCUGAAAUAACUAAUUUUGGUGGUGAUGAACAGGCUACGACUGAAGUACGCUGUUGGUCUGUGAAAAAGGGGGGCUCGAGGCCUCUGUUUGUCGUCGCAGCUCCAAGCUUUCGUCUUCACCAAAGCGGCGACCCCACUAUCUUUGAGAAGGUUCGGACCUGGUUGAGGAGCUCAUGCCGCGAAGACAUGCAAUUUGGCAUCAUUUUCCUACAUGAUUCGGUUUAUCCACCACCCUCUGAAGUCCCCCAUGCAGGGUGCGCGUUGGAGUGCGUUAAACAAUCCGGAUUGCAAUCCAACAUCCUCUUUGCAACCUUCGCCAGCCAAGCCACGGGUGCAGUCAAGUACGGCUUUGACAGCAAUGUUGCUUCCUUUCAAGGAACCAGCGGACACACUACUCAGGAGAUGUUCGACACUGCCCUUGGCAUGCCUGUUGAACUUAGCCUUCUUCUGGAAGAACUGCAGACCAUCUCGGUAGGGGCCACCAACAGGGAACGGAAGCCGUUGAAAAGUCAGUUGGCUCGUAGUAUAAUACGCCUAUUCGAGGUGCCCUCUGCAACAGAUAAGUCACAGUCUGGCGACACGGCCUCGAAGAUUGGGAGUAAAACAUUACCCGAAACUCCCUCUCAAAGUGUUGGAGCUCCCAGUCCCGAGCCCUCUCAGCAUAACUUGAGAACCUCAUGUGACGAGGCAUCCCUUGUUUCGACGUCAGAUGUAAGGCCAGCCUCACCUCCACAUGGCGAGAAAUCUCCUCCACAGCGCACGCUUUCUCCCAAACCCAGGCCUUCUUCGUCGUCUUGCAAGGAAGUUCACGAGAAGCAAAAAGAGCCAUCAAUCCGUCAUUACAAUCUGAGCAUCCGUCUACCUUUUGGUAGGAGGAAGAAACGCCAAGAGUCGUUGCCCCCUCCUGUGUCGUCGCAUCUCACGCCUAUGGACGACGACGUCGAGCCUGUGAAGAAUUGA
Laccaria bicolor S238N-H82 is the source of this 2001-nucleotide messenger RNA. RefSeq lists its product as uncharacterized. Bases 1 to 2001 code for a protein of 666 amino acids. Gene Ontology annotation, molecular function: GTP binding. Lineage: Eukaryota; Fungi; Basidiomycota; Agaricomycetes; Agaricales; Hydnangiaceae. The transcript has 8 exons. The record is from RefSeq and is a predicted model, not a curated record.